This is a messenger RNA of Vitrella brassicaformis, 1012 nucleotides long. The record is from the annotation of a GenBank genome assembly. Lineage: Eukaryota; Vitrellaceae.
CUCCUCAGCACACGCCGCUUUGUCACCCGUGACCUCCGGCACCACCUACAGCAUAAACGGCACGCCCUCAUCGCCCUGCUUGGGGUAGUGGAAGUCGAUCUUGACAUCGCGCGGCUCGGUCGUAUGGGGCACCAUCACGGUCAGCUCGCCCUUCGUGUAGUCGUAGCUUGCACUUCCGUAGCUCACCAGCGGCAUGCCGGCGGGUUCGAGAGGGAUGGGCUGCAUUAGGAGGGCAUCCUUGACUCUGUUGACGUUGUUCACGCGGCUGCGGUCGGUCUUGUCCAUCUCGAGCUCCAGCUCUUUCACCCAGUGGGCAAAUGCAUCGUGUUCAAGCUCAAAUACACGCUCUCCGCGAGAUAGCAGCAUGUGCAACGCCGAGUCGGGGUAGCGCUGAGCGAUGUGGGCCACGAGAGCUGCUGAGAGGGUCAGCGGCUCGCCUCCAACACGAAGCUGGAGAUCUGACGUCGAACUUGAAGCUGGUGGUGAGCUAUCGCUGGUGCUGCUUGAGGCCACUGCUUGAAAAACGCUGUUGCUGAGCCUCCAGAGCAGAAUGAGGUCCUUGGCCAACGAGCGGCCUGCAACCAUACAGCGAGUCCACGAAGACACAUCCAGGGAUCUGCGUGUGUGCGUGUCAUCAUGACUAGAUCUCGUCUCUCGUCUGCGCGUACCGAGGCGCUGGUGGACCAUCGCCACCAGGGCCGCUGUGAUUGCGGCGGCCGAUACGACGGCCGGGGGAAGGGCGUGGCCGCAGCCGACCAAUGCGAGCGCCUCAGCUAUGAGCCGGAGAGCAGCCAACACAGCCGCGGCCGUCAACAGGCCGGGGGUGAGAAGUUCGACGCUGGAUCGGAAGUUCGACGCUGGAUCGGACUUGCAUGACCUCGGCAACAGCAAGCUGACACCGUCACACUGACCAGAGACGGAGGAGAGAGCGGAUCAGCAACGAAUCGCGAGAUCUGUCCUUCGCUUAAACGUUUACCUGUUUCCUUCUCCCAUUGGCUAUCCUCACAGACUG